GCCAUAGGAACCACAAGAGCACCAUGGCUGCCGCCGGCCAGGCAGAAGAGUGUUUAGCGCCGCCGGCGGCAGCCCAGACCAAGUCGCCGGCGCUUUCGCUACAGCCUCCCGCUUCGAUCCGAGGGAAGCCGAGGAAGUGUGUGGUCUAUCCGCAUCCUCCGAAGAACUCCCGCGUGUCGCGUUCCGUGCUGCGCUGGCUCCAGGGCCUGAACCUCAGCUUCUUCCCCAGGAACAUCAGCAGAGAUUUUUCAAAUGGCUUCCUGAUUGCAGAAAUAUUCUGUAUAUAUUAUCCCUGGGACCUUAAAUUAUCAUACUUUGAAAAUGGAACCUCUUUAAAAGUCAAGUUGGAUAACUGGGCACAAUUAGAGAAGUUUCUGGCAAAAAAGAAACUUAAAUUAUCUAAUGAACUAAUCCAUGGAACAAUUCAUUGUAAACCUGGAGUACCUGAAAUAUUGAUACAGGAAGUUUAUACUUUGCUAACACAUCGAGAAAUUAGAAACAUCCAGGAGGACAUCGUGAAUUUCACAGACUAUAGUUACCAGAUGCGUUUACCUCUGGUUCCCAGGUCUACAGCUUCAAAGUCUAUUAAAGAUAACAUCAGGUUAACGGAAUUAAUAAGCAAUCCCAACACACUCAGCAAUGAACUGAAAGUAGAGUUCCUCUUACUUUUGCAAAUGUUGCAAAGAAAAUUAAGCAGAAAAUUGAAUCCAGGGUGGUUUGAUGUCAAACCUAGUGUGGGAGAAAGUACUCUGGAUCACCUUCCUCCCCGGUGCUCUGGGUGUAGAUAUCCAACAGUUUCAAAGGAGACAGUUGCACCUUCAUUUGUGUCUUCAGUCUCCCAAAGAAACUGAUCACUCAUGGCCUCACUGUGGUAAGCUCCCAAGAUUCCGUGCAACCUAUGGAGAUUGUGGAAAAUAGGAACCAGUCUCUAGUCUGAUUACAAAUAUGAGGAAAGCUCACCUCAAUAACUUCUUGAGGAUGUAUUCUGUCAACAGAAGCCAACAGCACAGGCAUGACUGAGGAAGACGGUUUACUUCAUAAAGGGGACUUGACAGAAGGAAGCAAUGAACUUUUCUAGGAGCUACAGUAGUCCCAGUAGCGGCAGCACUUCCUUAAUCUGCAAUUUCUCAUUACUGUGAUAGGCCGUUCAUGUUAAUUAGUAAGCACUCUUCUUUUCCACCACUUUUGGAGUAUGUAGGAGUUAGUGCUUUUUACAGAUCGAGAUCAGUUUCUUAAACAAAUUGGUAAAGUGAUUUUCCUAGCUUUCUGAAUGGGAUAAUAAGUCAAAUAUCCCUUCCUGUCUUGGCUGAUUGGCUCAGCACUUACUAUUUGGGGAUGAGACUUCUGCUCUUCCUAGCAGGUUUUAAUGGCAGCAUUUAUUAAGCUUCAAUGGCUCGCAAUAUAUAUAUAUAAAUCUAGGUAUAUAUAUAUAUUUAUAUAUAUAAAUCUAGGUAAUGACAUUUCAUCUUAUAGCUCAGGCAUACAGUAUUUAAGCAUGAAAGCACAUAUUUCAAUAAUUUAGAAACAAACAUCUCAAAGAUUUGGCAAAUAAACAUUAAGGGUUCACUAUAAA
This is a messenger RNA of Chinchilla lanigera (long-tailed chinchilla), 1573 nucleotides long. It is a transcript of the gene Spata4, whose product is annotated as spermatogenesis associated 4. NCBI's taxonomy places the organism in Eukaryota, Metazoa, Chordata, Mammalia, Rodentia, Chinchillidae. Gene Ontology annotation, cellular component: axoneme. Gene Ontology annotation, biological process: regulation of cytoskeleton organization; negative regulation of execution phase of apoptosis. Gene Ontology annotation, molecular function: microtubule binding. The record is from RefSeq and is a predicted model, not a curated record. The transcript is spliced from 6 exons. Bases 24 to 851 code for a protein of 275 amino acids.